UAUAUAUUGCAUGUAUUGUGUAAGAUACUAGAUGCACAAGGUUUUGUUAUUUCUAAUAGCAUUACUUUAUAUACAUAAAUUAUUUUGGUCAAUGUGUUUAUUCAUAACAGCUUAUAACUGAGAGAGGAUGCAGUCAAAGCAAUUCAUCGCUAAUGCCUUGGUCGAAAGCGUUGCUGUGUUGAUCUGGUGUUAGAGCUGGUGAUUGUCUGAUCAGUGAGCAACAAGAAAGUUCUACUGCUAAAAACUCAACACCCAACUUCUGGAAGAAGAUUUAUUGCCUCGUAUCCUCGUAAUGUGAAGCUGUUUGACCAGUCCUGCCCCUUUUCACUGAAAUGGAAGUCCAAUUAAAGGAUGGUGCCAGAUGUUCAUUGUGGCAGCAGACUGAACCACAGCAGGUGCAGGGAAACCUGAUUCGUCCCUUCUUCUUUGAUUAUUCUUUACCCAGUCUGAUUUUCAAGCUGUGUAAUCAAAUACUGGUAAGAUUAUUUUUGUCAUUGAUCAACCAUUGUUUUGCAGCCCUCAGCGUACAGGCCACUGAAGUUCAGUAGUAUGUAGUUUUGGGGAAUGAAAGUCAAAGGCAUUUUCACGAAGCCUGAAGGAGGGCAUGCUGCCUGGCUUCUUUUCUCCUUCGGGGCAAGGAGCUCCUUUGGCUGUGCAUUUAAUUGGAGCGGCCAUGGUAAACAAACAAAGCCGCUAUCUGUUCUUCUCUCGCUUUGUGUACCUUGCAGACACUGUGACUCCACAAACCAGUAGACUAUUCAUGAUGGGUCCAAAGGAAUGAGGCUGAUAGAAUUACGAGACUGCAUGGUACCUAACAAUUUUAUCCAUCUGAUAAGAUUGAUAGGUAUCCUACAACUUCACCUAGACACAGUGAGCCACCUGGCAAAAAGACCUCCUUUUGUACUCUGCGUUUAGGGACGAGACAAUCCUCUGCAGCAGAGCUAAGAGGGAGAGACAAGGGAAGAGAGUGACCAUCAGCUUCUUUGAAAAGUGAUCUGAGCAUGAACAACAUUAGUCAGCUGCCCAGCAAUGCUUUCACCACUCUUCAGUUUUUGGAGGAGCUGCGACUAGCAGGAAAUGAUUUGACGGACAUUCCUGAAGGAGCAUUUGAUGGCCUUGUCAAUCUCAAAACUUUAAUGCUUCAAAACAACCAGCUUCAGGAGGUCCCCAGGGAGGCCUUUAAGAGCCUGCCGAACCUUCAUUCGCUUCGAUUGGACGCGAACCACAUCUCAAGUGUACCACCAGACUGUUUUGGUGGACUGUCCUCCCUGCGCCACUUGUGGCUGGAUGACAACGCUCUGACAGAGGUACCUGUCGAUGCCCUGCGUCCACUCUCCUCACUGCAGGCCAUGACCUUCGCCCUCAACCAGAUCACCCACAUCCCAGACAGAGCGUUUGCCAAUCUAUCAAAUCUGGUGGUUCUGCAUCUCAAUAACAACAGAGUGCUGUCCCUGGGAAAACAGAGCUUUGAUGGGCUACGGAGCCUGGAGACUUUGGACUUGAACUAUAACAGUCUGGAGGAGUUCCCUGUCGCUAUCAGAACCUUGAGGACUUUAAAGGAGCUAGGCUUUCACAACAACAAUAUCAAGUCCAUCCCUGAACAUGCCUUCAUCGGAAACCCGUCUCUUCUAACAAUAUUCUUCUAUGACAACCCCAUUCAAUUUGUUGGUCAGUCUGCUUUCCAGCACUUGCCAGAGCUCAGAACACUGUCUUUAAAUGGAGCAGCAGAUAUCACACAGUUCCCAGAUCUCACAGGCACACAUAGUCUGGAAAGGCUCGCUAUCACAGGGGCAAGAAUCACGUCUCUACCGAGCACAGUGUGUGAACAGCUUCCCAACCUGCAGAUACUAGAUCUUUCCUACAAUCUGAUCCAAUCCCUGCCCAGUCUCCAAGGCUGCAAAAAGAUUCAAAAGAUUGAUCUCCAUCAUAACCAGAUCCGUGAGCUGCAAUUGGACACGUUUCGAGGUUUGCCUUUACUCAAGUCCCUUGGCCUGGCCUGGAAUAAGCUGUGCUCUAUGGAUCCACUCUCCUUCUCUGAGCUGCCAGCUCUCACCAAACUUGACCUGACAUCCAAUCAGCUGUCAUCUUUACCCGUGGUUGAGAUGCCUGUGUUAACUCACAUGAAACUGGCUGGUAAUGUAGACCUGCAAGAGCUCAUUCCUGUCGAGAGAUUCCCCAGACUGAGGGUGAUGGAGAUGCCGUAUGCGUUCCAGUGCUGUGCGUUUCUGAACUGUGAGAAACACGCCAUCGGUUGGGAAAAAGAGAAGAACAGCAGCACUGAUGUGGGGAGGAAAGAUGGAGCUGCCUCUAACCCAGGAGAUCAUGAAUUUGAGGAUCUUUUCCCGGAUCUUGAAGACGACACCGUGUCUCACCACUCAGUCCAGUGCUCCCCAACACCAGGCCCGUUCCAGCCGUGUCUUUACCUGUUUGAGAGCUGGCUUGUCCGCUGUGGAGUUUGGAUCAUUGCCGUCGUGUCGCUGGUUGGUAACGCCAUGGUGAUGGUGUCCAUCUUUCUCUCUCCAACAUUUCUGUCUCCUGUGAAGCUCCUGGUGGGCUUGCUGGCGCUGGUCAACAGCCUGACGGGACUGUGCAGUGGAGUUAUGGCUCUUGUAGAUUCUCUCACCUUUGGUAGCUUCGCUAUGUAUGGUGCUAACUGGGAAAGCAGUACAAGCUGCAAGCUCACCGGCUUCGUGUCGGUUUUUGCCUCAGAAACAAGUGUUUUCCUCCUGACUGUGGCUGCUGUGGAAAGAAGCUUUUCUGUCCAUAACGGCAAAGCGGCGCUGGAUUGUAGAGCAUCCAAAGCAAUGGUUAAGCUAGCAGUGCCGCUUUGCUUUAUCUCAGGAUUGGCUGUAACAUCAGUUCCUCUCCUGCAUGUCGGUGAAUAUGACAUAUCAUCACUCUGCUUUCCUCUGCCUCUUGGGGAACACGCUGGAUUGGGCUCGAUGGUGGUUCAAGUACUGGUCAACUCCGUGUGCUACCUCGUCAUGACCGUCACCUACACGUGUCUGUACUGCAGCUUAGAGAAAGGAGAACACGACAAGCUCUGGGACUGCUCCAUGAUCCGUCACGUGGCCUGGCUCCUUUUCGCAAAUUGUGUCCUCUACUUUCCCGUGGCCUUCCUGUCAUUUUCUGCACUGCUGAAGAUCUCCGCCGUGGGCCCGGACGUGGUCAAAUCGGUGCUGCUAGUGGUCGUGCCCUUACCUGCAUGUCUAAACCCCUUGCUGUAUGCACUCUUCAACCCUCAUUUCAAAGAGGACCUGGGACUCCUGCUCAGACACACUCAGGUGACGCUGCUGAGACGCCAGCACCUGAGCCUGGCCUCGCUCGACUCAGACGAUGCCGAAAAGCAGUCCUGUGACUCCACGCAAGCUCUGGUCCCAUUUACCAGUUUAAACAAACAGACAACAUGUUUGGCCCAGAACACCGAGCCCCAUCAUCUCACCAUGCACUGUGUGUGUACGUCGUAAACGACUUUUUUAAUUGCCCUGUUAAUGAUUUGCCACACAGCACAGUGCAUCAGACACCAUGCAUCAGUGUGUGUGCGUUAAUUAUGCUGCACAUAGACAAGCCGUGUGUGUGUGUGUGUGUGUGUGUGUUGUUUGAGUGUACAUGAGGAGAAUACUGAUGCCUCAUGCUUUGUCCAGACUUUGGCAGGGUCUUAACCUGCAUUUAACUGUCAAAUGGAAAAAUCCCUGACUUUUUUUUUUGCCAAGUUUCCUGCGUAACACAGCAGAAGCCUAACAGCAGUCAUGUUGUUGCUCACAACUUCUUUCUUUUACUUUCUCUGGGCUGCAAAUGACUGUAAAAGUCUAGCACAUUUUCACACACACCACAAACACACACACACACGCCAUACACACACCACAAACACACGCACACGCCAUACACACACCACAAACACACACGCCAUACACACACCACAAACACACGCACGCCAUACAC
This is a messenger RNA of Hemibagrus wyckioides, 3942 nucleotides long. RefSeq names its product leucine-rich repeat-containing G-protein coupled receptor 5-like. NCBI's taxonomy places the organism in Eukaryota, Metazoa, Chordata, Actinopteri, Siluriformes, Bagridae. Bases 1002 to 3467 code for a protein of 821 amino acids. Gene Ontology annotation, cellular component: membrane. Gene Ontology annotation, biological process: G protein-coupled receptor signaling pathway. The record is from RefSeq and is a predicted model, not a curated record. The transcript is spliced from 18 exons. Gene Ontology annotation, molecular function: G protein-coupled receptor activity; protein binding.